Thlaspi arvense is the source of this 411-nucleotide messenger RNA. Lineage: Eukaryota; Viridiplantae; Streptophyta; Magnoliopsida; Brassicales; Brassicaceae. The record is from the annotation of a GenBank genome assembly.
UUGGUGAUCCAACAUGGUCUCUUAUUCAGCUUGGACUUCUCCUCUGACACCGUAAGCUUAAGUUGUUGGAGCUCUUGUUUGAGUUCCCGAAUCCGAUCUUCAGAAGUCUUCUUCUCCGAGGACACCUUGGCAAGCUUUGAAGCCAACCAUUCGACACUAAAACCAGCUCGUUUCACAUCAGCCAACUCCUUGGAAACUUUGCUCAGUUCAUCUUCGUUACCUUUCUUUGUAUCUGCAAUUGGUUCCCCAUCACUUGAUAUUCCCGUCGUUAAAGCCUUUUUAAAUCGAUCGGAUAGUUACAAAAUGCCUCUAGUAUUUCCUGAUUCUGAUAAUGAGGAGUAUGUUCAUCUCGGUGGAGGAGAGAUGUAUGAUAGGGAUGAUUCUGAUGAUGAGGAGCAUGUUCUCGUAGAG